This is a messenger RNA of Menidia menidia (Atlantic silverside), 2219 nucleotides long. NCBI's taxonomy places the organism in Eukaryota, Metazoa, Chordata, Actinopteri, Atheriniformes, Atherinopsidae. The record is from the annotation of a GenBank genome assembly.
GACAACUUCCGGUGAAAUGCGUUACAUGGUUUGAAAUUUUUACCUUUAUUGUUUCGUGUCAGCAGAUUCUUCCUCGUGCUUUUCUACAAAAGGAGUAUUUUGCCAUUUUAGGAAGUUAUGAACGAUGAGAUCUGCCAAACGUUUGAAAGAGUUGCCAAAAAGAUGGGGUGGACGAAUGGGGGAGGACUUGAUGGAGCAGAAAAGAAGUUGAUAAGUGUAAUUGGGAAGACGCGUCAUGUUGGGACAAGUGCUCAUCAGUCAGCCUUCAGCUCAUCCAACAUGGCACUGAGCGAGUCAAGUGAUGACGAGUUUGACAAAUUUCUAGUGGAAAGGUUUACUCCCCAGGCAAAAGCUCUGUCCCAGAAGUCUCGCAGUGCAGCAAAGACACAAAGUUCCAAUGUUCCUGUGGUCAGCCCAGAUGAAGAUGAUGAUGACACCUUUGAAACCUUUCUGGAGCGAGUAAAAACACCCACCGCCAAACCCAGGAAAACCUCUCCGAGCGGAAGUGGAGAUAGCCUCCGCAACUUCAUAGUGGAUGACUACUCGUCUGAUGAUGACUUCAUUAAGACAAAAUCAACUUUUAGAGUUCCUAACACCAGCACCACUCCUGCAGCUCGGCAGCCACUCAAGAAGCCUCUCUCUCAGUUUAAUUCCCCAGUCUUUAUUAGUGACAGUGAGGAUGAAGAUGAUAAUAAUGUUGUCAUUAGGAGCACUUGGAAGAUCCGUCACUCAAAGCCCAAACCCCCGCUGAAGGCUAACCACAAUAACGAGGACCAAAGUGAUGAAGAGAACCGUUUGCCAUCACUGCCUCUGCCUCCCAGUCCUGUUCUCUUUACUCGUCCACCCUGUAAAACUCAAACAUCGGCGUCCUCCCCCAAACGCACCUUUUCUGCACCCUCCAAACUGGACGAGUCGAGCAGUUCAGAGGAGGAAUUCGCAUCUCUUCUAGAGAGACUAAAAAGGAAAAACAAUAUCACGGGCACUUCAUUCUCACCUAAGACCACCAAAGAAUCCAGUCGUGAGCCUGUUGUUUCAGUUCCUGUGAAGACGUUCACAACACCGAGGUCUAAGGUAUUAAAGGAAAAACCUCAGCAUGUGAAGACGCCGGGGAAGUCCUCCGUCACCAUGCCCACCGUCAGUCAGUCAGAGCCCAGACAGGGUGCUGCCAGCAGGAUCAUGCUGUGUAAGACCUCGGGGUGCUUUCUGCAUUCACUCACAAACCCUGACUCCAAAUAUGGGGCAAGUUUCAAGAAAAACAAGGAGGAACUCACCGGCAGAUUAUACCAGCUCUACAAUACCAGUGUGUUCGACAACAAGCUGCCAAGCAACAUGUCCGUGACCUGGAAUAAGAAGAUGCGGAAAACUGCCGGCUACUGCAUUACGGGGCAGGAAAGGAACGGAGGAAGCCGCUACGCCCGGAUUGAACUUUCAGAGAAAGUUUGUGACUCUGCAGAUCGCCUGAGAGACACACUGAUCCACGAGAUGUGUCACGCCGCCACGUGGCUGAUAAAUGGCGUGAGGGAUGGCCAUGGAAACUUCUGGAAGCUGUACGCUCGCAAGUCCACAGUGGUGCAUCCCGAGCUGCCCAUGGUCACGCGCUGCCACAGCUACGACAUCACCUACAAGUUCCAGUACCGCUGCACCCGCUGCGAGAACACGAUCGGCCGCCACUCCAAGUCUCUGGACACGCAGAGGUUUGUGUGCGCCCUCUGCACGGGCCAGCUCGUCUUACUGACGCCCUCCAAGCCACGGGCGCCCACACCUUUCGCCGCCUUUGUCAAAGAAAACUACGGGAACGUGCGACAGGAGCUGGCGGGGCAGAGCCACGUGGAGGUGAUGAGGAAACUCAGCGCAGACUUCGCCUCCAAAACUAAGCUCACCCAAAGCUGAGCCAGGGACCUUUACAGGAAGAAUACCUCAAUCAAAGAGUCUUACAUCUCUGGGCAGCUUCGGUCAGUGAUUCCCAAGUCAAUUUACAUGUCCUCUUUGUGUUUGUGGAUGAUCAGAACCGCUGUAACUGGACAAUUCCGAGCCAAAACAGCAGGUUUGUUACCUCUUUCUGUGUUUUUGUUCAUUUCCAGAUCACAGAUAUCAGUAGUUUUUUUUCUAAUAGGAAUUCAAUUUUGGUGUGACUUCUUUCUUGUCAAUGAAAUUUUGAAAUAAAGUUUGCAUCUUUAAUGCAUCAUAACAUGGUAUGUAGUCAUAUCAGAUCACUAAGA